GCAGUUGCCGGUGAGCUUGGGAGAGCCUUGGGCGCUGAGGCGCUAUAGGUGUUUUCCCCUGAUUAUUACACAGAACAAACUGAAAUCCGAGACCUCAGGUCCCAGAUAAACUCUAAUCUUCUGAAAGAGGCAAUGGCUGUGGCCCUGGGUUGUGCAAUCCAGGCCUCCUUGAAUCAGGGCUCUGUGCUGCAAGAGUAUGACACUGACUGUGAAGUGUUCCGCCAGCGCUUCAGGCAAUUCCAGUACACAGAGGCAGCAGGGCCUCAUGAAGCUUUCAACAAACUCUGGGAGCUUUGCUGUCAGUGGCUGAAGCCAAAGAUGCGGUCUAAAGAGCAAAUACUGGAGCUGCUGGUGUUGGAGCAAUUCCUAACUAUACUGCCCACGGAGAUAGAGACCUGGGUGAGGGAACAUUGCCCAGAGAAUAGAGAAAGAGUUGUGUCACUGAUAGAAGAUUUACAGAGAGAACUUGAGAUACCAGAGCAGCAGGUCGAUAUGCAUGACAUGCUCUUGGAAGAACUGGCUCCUGUAGGAACUGUACCCAUGCCAAACAUGCACCUGGAGACAUCUGCGCUCCAGGGAAUAGGACCUGUCCAGGAGGCUCCCGUGACAGGGGCCUGGAUCCCACAGGCAGGGCCUCAGGAGCUGAACUAUGGUGCUGCUGGGGAAUGCCAGCCCUUUCUGGAUCCUGGAUAUCCAUUACCAAAGCUUGAUGUGACCUUCCCACUGGAGCAUAGAGAAGAGCCAUGGGUGAAAGAAUUACAGGAUUCCAAAGAAAUGAAACAAUUACUUGAUUCUAAGAUAGGUUUUGAGAUUGGGUUAGAAAAUGAAGAAGAUGCUUCAAAACAGAAAAAAAUGGAGAAUAUGUAUCCAUUUGUUGUAACAUUAGAGGGGAAUGCUCUACAUGGUCCCAUUUUGCAAAAAGACUAUGUACAGUUAGAAAAUCAGUGGGAACCACCCCCAGAGGAUUUACAGACAGAUUUAGCAAAACUUGUAGAACAUCAGAACCCCACUCUAGGAGAGACACCCGAGAGUUCCAACCUGGAAGAACCUCUCAACCCUAGGCCUCAGAAGAAAAAGAGUCCAGGAGAGAAACCUCACCGAUGUCCGCAGUGUGGAAAAUGUUUUGCUCGGAAGUCACAACUUACUGGACACCAGCGAAUUCAUUCAGGAGAGGAACCUCACAAAUGUCCUGAAUGUGGCAAAAGAUUCCUCCGUAGUUCAGACCUUUAUAGGCACCAACGGCUUCAUACAGGAGAGAGACCUUAUGAAUGUACUGUAUGUAAGAAGCGGUUCACUCGGCGGUCACACCUUAUCGGGCACCAGAGAACACAUUCUGAAGAAGAAACAUAUAAAUGCCUGGAGUGUGGAAAAAGUUUCUGUCAUGGAUCAAGUCUCAAAAGACAUCUGAAAACUCACACAGGUGAAAAACCUCAUAGAUGUCAUAGCUGUGGGAAGAGUUUUAGUCGACUGACAGCACUUACUUUGCACCAGAGAACGCAUACUGAAGAGAGACCUUUUAAAUGUAAUUAUUGUGGAAAAAGCUUUAGACAGAGACCAAGCCUCGUUAUUCAUUUAAGAAUUCAUACAGGGGAGAAGCCAUACAAAUGUAGUCAUUGUUCUAAAAGCUUCAGACAGAGAGCAGGUCUUAUUAUGCACCAAGUUACUCACUUUAGAGGACUUCUUUAAGAAUUGUUAAGAGAAAUAGGUCCUGUAGAGAUUAAUAUUAGCUCAAAAAAGUCAUAAUUUGGAAGAAGCUCUUUGAACUUAUAAGAACAGCAUUUUUUUUUUUUUUUGCGGGGGGUCGAGGAGGCUAUUUUUUAAACCCAUCUUCCAAGGCAUAUAAGUUCUAGAGUAUCCACCUAUUCUUGCAGCUAUCCUAGAUUUGAUUUAUUCUGUCUUUUUUAAAUUACAAUGGAAAACUUUGUGUUCUGCCGGGGCAACCAUAUCAUAAGUGUAAGCAUAUAAAGGAUGAUUAUCCUUUUAGGGGUAGGGUCAAUAUAAUGGAUAACCAUGUGUAGAUGACAUAUCUGUAAUAGAAUACUUAUUCUGCUGUGUAAUUAUUAAAGUUGACUACAUAAGCUCAGAGCUUUAGAUAUGCCCCAGGUGCAAGAAGGGAGACAAUGGAUUUUGUCAAACAAUAAAAAGUGUAAGGAACACAAGGAUGAAGGGGAAUAUUAUUUGCCUCAUAAAAAUAGGGUUACUUCUAUUGAAAUUUCUAUGUUUAAGAAAAUCAAGAUUGUAAUCUUUACUUUUGAAUUUGCCAAGUUUACUGGUUUGCUUAGUUGGAAGUCUAUGGUGAUGGUGCUUAGAGAGGAUUAUUGAUUUGGUAAUUAAGCUAUAGAUCUGGAAGAAUUAACUUGACAGGUGAAGUUGUACAAGUAGAAUGGAUUUUCUUUCAUUUGACUAGAGAACCAAUAUUAAUGGAUUUUUUGCUCUCCUUUGAUAUUCACUUAUGUGUCUUUCAGUGCUUUUGAAAUUUUACCCAUUUUUAAAAUUCAGUGUCUCCAUAAGUAUGUGUCAUGGCACACUUAAUUCUGCAAGAUAUGUUGCAAGUAAGUUUGGAAACUGCUUCCUGCUGUUUCUCCUUCUUAGAUUCAUAAUGCAUAUCAGCAUAUGAAAAUCUCAGAGAGGUCCUCUACUAAAGGAGGAUAAAGCACCUCUUUGGGCUUAACAUUUUCUAAACUUAUUGACCCCAGAACCUUUUUCAUAUACACCUAGUAAUAACUUUUGAACCAGUAUUUUGCAAAUAUCCCUUGGAACACACUGCCUUAAAUAACUAUUUCUAUAGCUAUCAGUGUAGUCCUGUUGAUCCCAAGUUAGUAAUCUCCAUUUAUUUCAAGGGUAUUAUGGAAAUUUCUUCAAAGAUAUACAUCUUUUGUAUAAUAUACAAAACAUACAGCACAUCAUUUUAAGGAGGUGGGGAUCACUAAUUCGGAUAAUUGCCCAGUGAUUCUAAACCUCUUUGAAUUUUACUCAUAAUUACACACACACACACACACACACACACCACAGUAGCAUAUACACACAGACCCACACACACAUCAAAUUAAGGAAUUGAGGGUCACUCAUUCAGAUUAAUUGUGAAUUGCCCAGUGAUUCUCAACCUCCUUGAAUUUUACUUAUAAUCUUAUAAUUACACAUACACACACAGUUAUUACUUAUAUAAACAUUUUCAUAUAAUCAUGGUAACAACGCCAAUUCUCAUAGCGAGGGAAGAAAUCUUAUCAGUUAAAGCUUAUCAUUGAGCCUAAUUCCUUGUUAUCAGAUACAAGAAAUAGGACAUUCAAGCAUUGUCCCUUUAUGAAGAUAUCCAGUCAUCCUUUCCUUAAACUAUAACUAGGGAAAGUAUAUCUCUUCUAUUGCAUUGAAAUUCUUGGAAGUGAUAAGUAUUUGGGGGGUAUCUACUAUGUGCCUAACUAGUCCUGUUCUAGGCUUAAUGGAGCUAGUAAAGAAAUAUAAUUCAUGGAUCAGGCUCAUAAAGAGUUUAUAAUAUCUGUAAUUAAACAAGUGUUGGGAAAUAAAUGGACAACAAUGCAAGAGAGUCUAUAAUUAAGUGCCAAAUCAUAUUAAGUGCCAGAGCCAGGAUGUCUUUAAUUCUUAACAUCCAGGUCCCUGUAUGAUGCUGCUAUAAGUCUGGGGUUAAAUUGAGAUCCCAGUAGCAAUAAACAUGUAACAUGGGAGGAGUAUGAAUGUAGAGAUGAAAAAUUCAGAAUGUAAUGGCUUCUUUUUUCUCUCUUGUGGAAUUGCAUUCAAACCAGAACAGUGCCUUAGAAUGGAUGUGCCCAACUGCUCUGUAUUUAUACGCUAUUUUAAUAAAGUGGAAACGUAUAUGCUCUCCCUGCUUCUCUUGCAUCAAGUAAUUGUUUGAACAACCUAGAGCUGCUUCUCUGAAUAGUGGAAACAAGCACCACUAUCCCCAUCCCAAGCUGGAUUAAUUUUUCUCUUCACAAAGUGCUAUAAUUAUGCAUUCUUUUUAGCAUUUAAUACAGUCAAUUUUAGCUGGUAGGCUUAGUUGCAAUCAUAGUAUGAUAUGCCUCUUAUCCCUCAUAUAUAUCAGAAACACAAAUUACUUGAUUUUUACAGGGUAGAGAACACCUUUGAACAUCUCUUUGUUACAGUGCCCUGUUUACAGUAAGCAUUAGUAUUUGUGGCAUUGAAUUGAGAAGCUUGUGAAAUAGUUCUUGGAAGCAGAUUACACAGUUAGAUGUGCUUAAUUAGGGCACAUACAGUACCUACCUCCUAACUGUUAUGAAGGACAAAAAUCAGUACCCACUUCAUAAGUACUAUAAAGAUUAAAGGAAAUAUAUUUUGUUCAAGUCUUAAAAGUAUAAGCUUUUAAUAAAUAUCCAGCAUAUUGUAUUUGCAUUCUUUGUUGUUUAAUAAUAAAAGCAUUUCACUCUAUGGA
Urocitellus parryii (Arctic ground squirrel) is the source of this 4405-nucleotide messenger RNA. RefSeq names its product zinc finger protein 449 (gene Znf449). Gene Ontology annotation, biological process: regulation of transcription by RNA polymerase II. The record is from RefSeq and is a predicted model, not a curated record. Lineage: Eukaryota; Metazoa; Chordata; Mammalia; Rodentia; Sciuridae. Gene Ontology annotation, molecular function: RNA polymerase II cis-regulatory region sequence-specific DNA binding; DNA-binding transcription factor activity, RNA polymerase II-specific.